Messenger RNA from Phytomonas sp. EM1, 733 nucleotides. The record is from the annotation of a GenBank genome assembly. NCBI's taxonomy places the organism in Eukaryota, Euglenozoa, Kinetoplastea, Trypanosomatida, Trypanosomatidae.
AAAAAGGUCUACCUACACUCAUUAUCUUGACUAUAAGGCUAUGUACAGCUAGCUGAUUUUAUUUUCUUAAGGGAUGGUCUUGAUCCUUCUAGCCUUUUCCUUUAUCAUAGAACCGAUUGCUUCGGAUACGGGAAGUCCCGGAAGGAAAAAGUACAAUGCUGUGUUGCGGUCUCUCAGCUAAUUGCUUUAAUUCUAUUCCCGUUUCGGCAGACCUUUACUUCCUUUACAAACAAGUCAGAACUCAGGACCCAAAUUUUUCGUUUGCGGGAAAUCAUGAGCGAAACAUUGUUUGGUAAAUAACUAUGCAUAAGAAAUUAUGAAUCAGUGGGAUCUUAUAAUCAAGACGCCCCCAGACAUGGUGGUGGGGUCUGGUGCGGAUCACGGCGUUGCAGCUGAACUCAAAUCCUCUUGUGUAAGCAGUGCAGGUCAAACGGAUAAGCAAAUUCUGGACUACAGCCUUCAGAAAGAGGACGAAGCGUUGGGAAAUGGCGCCACUUGACCUGAAAACGAAAGACGUAAGCAAUCAUUCAGUAAUAUAAUACCUUUUUAGGUACUCCAUACAAGGAAUAGAACGACAUUCACGUAAGCUUUUUCUACUAAUAUUCUUUGAAAGUUCUAUUGUCUGCUAUCUUUAUAUAUAUGGAAUCUUCGUAAUAUGGUUUAGUGUCCUCUUAGGGUCCUGAGAGACGCUUAGAUGAGGACCAAGGGAAAACAUUCAGAAAAUAAUAGAAAA